Porites lobata is the source of this 2943-nucleotide messenger RNA. Lineage: Eukaryota; Metazoa; Cnidaria; Anthozoa; Scleractinia; Poritidae. The record is from the annotation of a GenBank genome assembly.
GCAUAUCAAGCUCCAUUGAAUAGUAGAGGGCAACGAGGGAGACCUUCAUAUGAAAUCAGCGAGGAACAGCUUCAUUUUUUACUUGAGCAAGGGUUUAAAGUAUGUGACAUAAGUAAAAUCCUUGGAGUGAGUGCCAGGACAGUUGAGAGGAGGAUGUCAACAUUUGGGUUGAGUGUAUCAGGUAUAAAGUAACGUGAAUCUUUUAUUUUUGUCUAAUGAGAUGAUAAACUACUACAAGGACAAUUUUUAUAACAAAGUGAUAAUAUUUAGUACAGGAUUAAGGCUAUAAAAAAGUAAUGUUGAUAGUUGUUGCACCAAGCAGUGGUGAUUAAGAUUUUGCAAAUUAAAAUGUUGACUUCCACUUACUUUUACCUAGGGAUCCACUCCCAUAAAUGAUAGAUUUUUCCUUAUACCAUCAUUAUCUUUAUUGUUGUUGACCUUUCACACUUCAGGGGUAGCUUGACUGAGAAAAAGUUGCAAUGUCAAGUGUAGCCUCAGGCCUGAAGAAUGUUAUUAAAUUAUUAUGGCAGUUUUACAUAUCUGGAUGCCCAGUAUUAGUAAAACACACAGGGGUGUUUGAACUAAAAUUUUGUUCACCAUUCUACCUAGCUUGAGAUUUAUGACAAAAUCAUACUAAAAUAAAGUUAUUAUUAUUAUUGUUAUUAUUAUUAUCAUCAUCAUCAUCAUCAUCACCAUCAUCAUUAUUACUAUUCAUUACCCAACACCUACAAUGAAAAUUUUUUACGCCAUUAUAUUGCUUUGGUUCAGGUAUGUUCAGUGAUAUAGAAGACAACCAACUGGAUGAGCUCGUUCAAACUGCUUCAAGCCAGCAUCCUGGAAUGGGUAUAAGAAUGCUCAAAGGUAAUUUACAAAGCAAAGGGUUUCGCAUUCAGCGAGAAAGAAUAAGAUUAUCCCUGUUGCGAACAGAUCCCAUUGGUAUUAUGGAGAGAUGGAGAAGUACCACUAGGAGGCGACAUUACAAUGUUAGGUAUCCACUCUCACUAUGGCACAUAGAUGGGAACCAUAAGCUGAUAAGGUACUGAUAAAGAUACCUGUUGUACAGUGUACAUUGUCAUAGUUUCCCCUCGUGAUCUUGUGCGUGGGUCCAAGUUAAACACAAUCAAAAUUCUGCUACUGGAUACCUCCUGUAAACAUACACACCUUGAAUGAACCAAAAAGAAAACACUAAACUGUGGCCACAACACCAGCUAAUGCAAGACUUUUUAAACUGUGUUUUAGCUACAGUUGAAGACAUUGAUCAUGAUUGAUAACUGUUUCCCUGUCCCCAUCUUUUUUAACCCCUUGCAGGUAACACCAAACAUGAUAAGGUUGCCCUAACAGGAGCUUUUAUUUUUUGUUUGUCACUCUGAUCUUGUAUGUAAAUUAAGGGGUUUUUUUAACAGAUGGAGAAUUGUUAUACAUGGAGGAAUCGAUGGCUUUUCUCGAAUCCCAGUCUAUUUGAAGGCCUCAAAUGACAACAAGGCAAGCACUGUUCUUUCAUGUUUUCGUGAAGCUGUGUCAGAGUACGGCCUUCCAUCUCGGGUCCGCUCUGAUAAAGGAGGGGAGAACGUAGAUGUAGCAACCUAUAUGCUUACUCACAUCCAGCGAGGGCCAGGCAGGGGAAGUAUGAUAACAGGUACAGAGUACUGCAUCAUUAUUACUUAGGUUAGACUAUGAGCAGUCCCCAUUUUUCCUCAGGGAUAGUAGAGCGCAUCUCCCCGCCGCGUCUCUUCUUUCUCGCGUGGGAUGAUUUUUAUGAUGCACGGUUUCACUCAAUCUACUAUCCGUUAAGAAAAAUGGGGACUACUUGUAAUCUAUCUUUCCUUAGCUAGAUGACCUUUCCUGGGUUUGUAAUAGAUGGGAUCUUGAAUUCAGGCUACACUUUAAGAUCCUGAAUAGGUUUUAACAAAGGAUGCUACAUUUUAUAUAAUGAAAUAGGUACUUAUGGGAUCAUGAACUAAUCUUGAGGAUUUCUAGGCAAGGAGAAAUGAUGCUGUAUGAAUAGUAUUAUAUUACUAUUAAUAACUCACAAGUUUCAUUAAAUUAGUUUAAGGGGAACUGUUUUCAUGAAUGCUUGUGUGUGUUGUUAAGAAUGAGCAUGGUGAUUGCCAUGCUCCCAAAUCCGGUUGUGACUUGUUUUAAGUAUGAUGGUAAUUGAAGAAACUAUUAAGCCCGGAAGGAAUCAAGAGACUAUUAAACAAUUCUUUAUUUUCUCCUUUUCUUUCCUUUUUUUUUAAGCGGGGGCGGGGUGGGGGGGGAGUAUUUGACACCAAUUGUUAGAUAAAGAGCACACACAAUCAAAGGAUUGAACGACUUUGGAGAGACUUAUAUGGGGGCUGCCUUAGCCUCUUCUAUGAACUCUUCUAUACCCUAGAAAACCAGGAUGUGUUAAAUGCAGAUGAUGAUUGUCAUCUCUGGUGCCUACAUUACGUGUUCGUGCCUAUCAUCAACAGACAUCUGAGUAAUUGGAAAGACGUAUGGGUUCACCAUCCAUUACGUACAGAAAGAAACAGAACGCCCAUGCAGUUAUGGAUUAGUGGACUGCAAGAGGCAUGGGGAUUUCUUGGUCCUGAAGGUGAAGUGUUCCAGGUAUGUAACAUGUUUGGUUUCAUUUAAUCAGCAUUACUUGUGUCAAAUGUAAUAACUAAAAAUUAUGAUCACCAAUCUCUAUCCUCAGGCCAGCAUUGCAAGAAAUUGGGGGUUAAUGCUUUGGCAGCACAUAUGUAACAAAUUGCUUACAAUAAUCCUUUUUUUUAGGGCGAUUAUAGCAACUAUGGGAUUGAUUGGCAAGGUCCCGUCCCAGAACAAUGCCCUGAUUAUAUUGAAGUUCCGGACACAAACUGCCCAUUCACUGAGGAGGAAAUGCAUCUCCUACCUGUAACAGACAAUUUAACAUAUUUAGAGGGGGUUGAAGUAUUCAACCAAAUCACCAACUUACUGUAA